Messenger RNA from Medicago truncatula (barrel medic), 3228 nucleotides. RefSeq names its product triadin. NCBI's taxonomy places the organism in Eukaryota, Viridiplantae, Streptophyta, Magnoliopsida, Fabales, Fabaceae. Gene Ontology annotation, biological process: DNA repair; mitotic sister chromatid cohesion. The record is from RefSeq and is a predicted model, not a curated record. Gene Ontology annotation, cellular component: chromatin; nucleus. The transcript is spliced from 14 exons. Bases 99 to 2915 code for a protein of 938 amino acids.
AAAUACAUUAUUUCAUUUUAGUGUUGAAAAUUUUCACAAAACAAAAAAACUUCACUCGAAGAAGAGAACAAGAUCUGCGAAGAACGAAGGUUUCAACAAUGGCUUCCAUCGAUAAGGAGCUUGAAGAAGAGCUUCUUGGUGCUGGUAACAAGCUUCUAGAUCCUCCUUCUUCUGUGGAUAAUCUACUUGACAUCCUGAUUCAAAUUGAAAGCUGCCUAUCAAGGGUUGAACAAUCACCUCCUGAAUCUAUGCUAAAUGCACUGUCUCCAUCAUUGAAAGCAUUAAUUGCUGAUAAACUUAUAAAGCAUUCAGAUGCUGAUGUCAAAGUGGCUCUUGCCUCCUGCUUCAGUGAGAUAACAAGAAUCACUGCACCUGAUGCUCCUUAUGAUGAUGGUCAAAUGAAGGAGGUCUUUAGGUUAAUUGUAUCUUCAUUUGAAAAUCUACAUGAUAAGUCAAGCCGAUGGUACUCAAAGAGGACUUUAAUCCUCGAAACAGUUGCAAAAGUCAGGUCAUGUGUGGUAAUGCUGGAUCUUGAAUGCGAUGCCCUCAUUUUGGAGAUGUUUCAGCAUUUCUUGAAGACAAUAAGGGAACAUCAUCCAGAUAAUGUUUUCUCGUCCAUGGAAACUAUAAUGAUCCUCUGUCUAGAAGAAAGUGAAGAAAUAUCUGAUGACUUACUCUCUCCAAUCUUAGACAGUGUAAAGAAAGACAAUGAGGAGGUUUUGCCAAUUGCUCGAAAGUUGGGGGAAAGAGUCCUUGAAAGUUGUGCAACAAGGCUUAAACCCUGUUUAUUGCAAGCUGUGAAUACCUUGGGUAUUUCUUUGGAUGAUUAUGGUGAUGUUCUUGCCUCAAUAUGCAAAGAGACAUCUGAUAACUUGGCGCAAAAUGAUGUAUGUGCUACUAGUGGUCAUGUGGUACAUGAUCGCAAAUCAGCAGAAGAGCCUGUGGAGGAGUCGGCACAGGUGGAUAGUGAGAUUACAAAAGAAGCCACACCACCACAACAAGAUAAUGCUGCUGGAGACAGAUCUCCCAAGUCUGUCAUGAGCAAUGGCAUUGCACAGGCUGGUGAAGAUGAUACUUUAGAUGUUUCAAAGUCCCUUGAGAAGCAAGAUGGUACCGACUCUCCUGUUCUGUCCAAAGGAAAUAAUUUAUCUGGUAAUGAUGAGCGCGAUGAUAUGGACACUGAAAAAAUCGACAGUAAAGAUCCAAAGCUGGAAAGAAGUACCAUUAAGAAGCAAGAUGGUACCGACUCUCCUGUUCUGUCCAAAGGUAAUAAUUUAUCUGGUAAUGAUGAGCGCGAUGAUAUGGACACUGAAAAAAUCGACAGUAAAGAACCAAAGCCGGAAAGAAGUGUCAGGAGGAAAGGAAAGAAAGCUAGCUCUUCAAAGUCGACCAAACCUUCUAAGAAGUCAAAUGUUGUCAGUGAGAAGGAAGCUGAGAAAACAGCUGACUCUAAAAGUUCCAAAAAAGAAGUUCCUAUUUCUCUUAAUGAGGAUAGUGUUGUUGAAGCUACCGGAACUUCAGAGAAUGACAAAGAGAUUAAAGCUAAGAUUUCAUCACCUAAAGCAGGUGGCCUUGAAUCUGAUGCUGCUGGUUCUCCUUCCCCAAGUGAGAGCAAUCAUGAUGAGAAUCGUUCUAAGAAACGCGUACGAACAAAAAAGAACGAUAGCUCUGCAAAAGAAGUGGCUGCAGAAGAUAUUUCGAAAAAGGUGUCUGAAGGAACAUCAGAUUCUAAAGUAAAACCAGCAAGGCCAUCGGCAAAAAAGGGACCCAUUCGUAGCUCUGAUGUGAAAACUGUUGUACACGCAGUUAUGGCUGAUGUUGGGUCAUCUUCGCUGAAGCCGGAGGACAAGAAAAAGAAGACACAUGUGAAAGGUAGCUCAGAAAAGGGUCUAGCAAAAUCUUCCGCUGAAGAUGAGGAUAAGGUAACGGUAUCUUCACUUAAGUCAGCUACGAAAACAACCAAAGAUGAACAUUCAGAGGAGACUCCGAAGACAACUCUGAAGAGGAAGCGCACUCCAGGAAAAGAAAAGGGGUCUGAUACGAAGAAAAAUGAUCAAAGCCUUGUUGGAAAACGGGUGAAAGUUUGGUGGCCAGAUGAUAAUAUGUUUUAUAAAGGUGUUGUUGAUUCUUUUGAUUCUUCCACUAAGAAGCACAAGGUCUUAUAUGAUGAUGGUGAUGAGGAAAUAUUGAAUUUCAAAGAGGAGAAAUAUGAAAUUGUUGAAGUUGAUGCUGAUGCUGAUCCAGAUGUGGAAGAAGGAAGUCAUCGAGCAAGCCCUGAACCUUCUGCGGAUAUGCCGCUGAAAAAGAAAGGGAAAACAAAUGCUGGUGAAUCAAAAAAGGAAGUAAAGAAGGAAUCUUCUAAAAGUGGAGGAGCAACAUCCAGUAAAUCAAAGACACCAUCUGCAAAGUCCAACCAAAAGUCCAAGGUUGCUGGCAAAUCUGAUGGUGAAGUUACUAAAAAAUCCAAGGAUUCUGCACAAAAAACUGGUGGUAAAUCUGAGGAUCGUUCUGUGAAAAGUGGUGGUAAAUCUGAGGAUCGAUCUGUGAAAAGUGGCAGCAAAUCUGUUGAUUCUGCACAAAAAAACAAUUCCAAGAAGACUGAUGGUUCCAAGACAAAAAAAUCCAAAGAUGAUGAUGUUGAAACACCAAAGCCUGCUGCUGCUGCCAAGUCUAAGCAAGAAACUCUGAAAAGUGGAAAAUCCAAGCAAGGAACACCUAAGAUUGCAUCUUCCUCCAAGACAAAAUCCACCAAGAGUACUGCCAAGGUGAAAUUUAAUUUGUUGCAGGAAGAAGAUUCUGAUAAUGAGAACUCUGAUGAUUCAUCAAAAGAGGUUGAAGUCGCAAAGGUUAAGACACCAAGUUCUUCAAAGGCUGGAAGUGAGGUCAAGAGUGGAAAGAAGCGCUCAAGAAACUAGAAGUGGAUGUCUACUCUGCUGCAUUCUCAUUGUUUGCUCAUCAACAUUUUGGACAGCCCUUUCUUUAGUCAGUGCCCUCUAUUUAAAAGUGUGUUAAUCUCCUAAUUAUUUGUAGCAGUAUCUGUAGAAGUGUAGCUUAGUUCAGUGGCACUGUAGUGCUAGUUUGUACUGUUCAAUUGCCCCCCCACACCCCCAAAUUAUAAUAGGUAGAGUUUAUUUAAUGGUGAUAAAAGAAUAUGUUUAGUUAGUAACCUUGUUGGAGAAUGUUUUGGCACUUCAGAUAAUGAUAGGAUGAUAAAACUUAACUAUCAAA